Messenger RNA from Hypanus sabinus (Atlantic stingray), 3492 nucleotides. It is a transcript of the gene plg, whose product is annotated as plasminogen. Gene Ontology annotation, cellular component: extrinsic component of plasma membrane. Gene Ontology annotation, biological process: proteolysis. NCBI's taxonomy places the organism in Eukaryota, Metazoa, Chordata, Chondrichthyes, Myliobatiformes, Dasyatidae. Gene Ontology annotation, molecular function: signaling receptor binding; serine-type endopeptidase activity. The coding region runs from base 1 to 2424 and encodes 807 amino acids. The record is from RefSeq and is a predicted model, not a curated record. The transcript is spliced from 18 exons.
AUGGUUAUCGCAAAACAUAAUAAUACAGAGGCUUUUUUUUUCACAGUACAAGGUGAUAUAUUGAGAGACUAUGUUAAAACAGAAGGAGCCUGGAUUUCUUCUGUGAGAGAAGUGAGAUAUCCCCUGCUCAGUGUUGAAGAAUGUGCAGCGAAGUGUAAUGGGGAAAGCACCCUUCUCUGCAGGGCCUUCCUCUAUAACCCAAAGGAUCAGGAGUGCACCCUGAAAGCGGACAACAGUCGCAUGCAGGAGGUGUUGAGAAGAACAAAUACUAUCCUCUAUGAGAAAGAAGCUUUUCUCUUGGAAUGCAUGUCAGGCAAUGGAGUCACUUACAGAGGAACGGCCUCCAAAACCUACUCGGGAAGGACCUGCCAGAACUGGAGCAGCAUGCAGCCACACAUACUAAACUACACACCAGAAAAUAGUCCACAUGCGGAUCUGGAGGCAAACUAUUGCCGAAAUCCUGACAAUGAUACAGAAGGCCCCUGGUGCUACACUCAAGAUCCAGGAAAGCGCUGGGAAUACUGCCGGAUACCCAGCUGUGAAGAGGACUGCAUGUUCUGCAGUGGAGAGAACUACCGCGGGAAAGUUUCCCAAACAGAGGACGGUAUCACGUGCCAGCGUUGGGACUCCCAAACACCCCACCUCCAUGGGUACAAUCCAGCCUCUUUUCCUGAUAAAUAUCUGGAGGAGAACUACUGUCGGAAUCCAGACGGGGAACCCAGGCCAUGGUGUUUAACGACAGACUCCAAGAGAAGAUGGGCAUUCUGCAAUAUCACGCGUUGUGGGGAAGAGCCUCCUGCCAUUGAAACAGAGACAGAGUGUUACACAGGCAAGGGCCAUAACUACCGGGGAACUGUAUCGACAACCAUUUCUGGCGCUGUCUGUCAAGACUGGAGCUCUCUAACUCCACACAAACACACAAGAACCCCCAGUAAUUACCCCUGCAAAGGGCUGGAGGCUAACUACUGCCGGAACCCAGACAACGAGAAGGAGCCCUGGUGUUACACGAUGAACCAAAGCGUCCGAUGGGAAUAUUGUCAGGUGCCGAAGUGUGGAGUUCAGCAACAAGUGUCAGUAGACGAAGGUGGACCCACUGACUGCUACGUUGGCAAUGGGUUGGACUACCGCGGAACUACUGCUGUGACCGCGACAGGGAAACGAUGCCAGGAAUGGGCAUCUAUGACACCACACAGACAUGAAAAGACACCGAGGAAUUUCCCUGAUGCGGGGCUGGUUGACAAUUUUUGCAGAAACCCUGAUGAUGACCGGGCACCUUGGUGCUACACGACCAAUCCGUUUGUCCGGUGGGAAUACUGCAGGAUUUCCAAAUGCGAGACCCCGGAAUCUCAAUGGCCUGAUUUAAGCCCCAACCCCCCAGCAACCACAGCAGAGGUGGAGCAGGUCCCCGCCCCCUCAGACGACUGUAUGUUCGACAACGGAGAGACAUAUCGCGGGACCCGCUCCACCACGUCAAGCAGCCGGACUUGCCAAGACUGGUCAUCGAUGACCCCCCACUUUCACAGAAGCUACACCCCCAAGACCCACCCUGACGCGGGAUUGGAAAGGAACUAUUGCCGAAAUCCAGACAGGGAUCUCAGAGGCCCAUGGUGUUACACAACAGAUCCAGAUAAACGAUACGACUAUUGUGAUAAUAUUCCACAAUGUGCUUCAGUUGUCACUGAAUGUGGAACACCUGUUGUUGAACCCAAGAAAUGCUUUGGACGUAUUGUUGGCGGCUGCAUAUCCAAACCACAUUCCUGGCCUUGGCAAGUCAGUUUACGCAGCAACUCCGGUAUACAUUUCUGUGGAGGAAGUCUUAUUGAUCCCAAAUGGGUCCUCACAGCUAAACAUUGCAUCGAUCGGUUAUAUGGACCUUCAGCUCUCAAAGUCUUCCUUGGAAUACACAAAGAGAGCGCCAGAGAACCAUCAAGACAAAUAAGAGAUGUUGAACGAAUUUAUGCUCAUCGCCGGGCUGAUCUUGCCUUGUUAAAGCUCCAAAGGCCAGCAGUCGUGAACGACAAGGUUGGAAUAGUCUGCCUGCCGCAAUCGGGUUUUAUAUUAUCGAGUGGAGUGGAAUGCUACGUUACAGGUUGGGGUGAUACACAAGGAACAGGUGGAGAUGGGAUUUUAAAAGAGGUAGGAUUCCCAGUGUUUGAAAAUAAAGUCUGCAAUCGCCCUGACUACUUGAACGGAAAGGUGAAGGACUCGGAGCUGUGUGCUGGAAAUGUGGAUGGAGGUUCCGACAGCUGCCAGGGAGACAGUGGAGGUCCUUUGGUCUGCCCAAAUGCCCAGGGCAAAUACAUCCUCCAAGGAGUGACAUCAUGGGGACUCGGCUGCGCAGUGGCGAUGAAGCCAGGAGUUUAUGUUCGGACAUCUUUUUUCAUUAACUGGAUUUCAACUAUCAUGAGGGAAGAUCAGGCCUGAUGCAGCAGUGUAUAAUCAGUAUGUGUUCAAUCGGGUCAUGAGAUUCUAACCUGUGAAAUGUUAAAUUCUUUUAUUCUCAUAUGUUUGGCUUUUACUUCACCAGGAGGACUUUAGGCAGUCCCUUGACACCAUGAGGUUAACACUCGAGAUGGAUGGGGUGGCGGGGUGUGCAGAUGUAUCUGUUUAAUCUUGAGUAUUGAUGUGAUCUGGCGUAGUCAGCUGAUUAAAAACGACAGGUUUGACUCAAACUCUUCAUUAUUCAUUGUCUUUAAUAAGAAAAAAUAAACUUGUAUGAAUGGAUUCUGAAUGGCCAAAGUAGUUGUGGUAGCAUCCAUCAAAUGACUGAAUGUUCAAUGGUAUAGAUAGGGAAUUAAUGGGGUGCACAUGCACACAUCGAACCUGGAGUCUGGUUUCUGGAGAAGAAGUGAAUAUUAAUCUUCUUAUGUAACUACCACAUCUACAUAACUGCACACGUAAAUUGUUCUCUCCUCUCUUAUGAAAUGGCAAAUAAAAAGUGCACUAACAAAACUGACUUCCAGCGACUAGUGUUUCCCUGAAGAGGCAGAGCUGAGAACUGACUGUGCUUGCUUGUCCCGUUUAAAUGUAAAAAAAAUAUACAAGUUUGUAGUGUGGGUCUGGAGCCAUGACCUCCUGUAACUUAUAAAGUGGCCACUGAAUGUAUGUUCAUGGUCUUCUGCUGCUGUGGCCCAUCCAUUUCAAGGUUCAACAUAUUUGGAGAUGCUCUUCCGCCCAUCGCUGUUUGUAACGUGUGGUGCCAUGAAUGAGUGUCACCUCCCUGUCAGCUUGAACUAGUUUGGUCAUUCUCUCUAACCUCUCUCAUUUUCACCCACAGAACUGCUGCUCACUGGAUGCUUUUUGUUUCUCUCAUAAUUUUCUGGUAGUUCUUGCUGUCAGCAUUAUUAAUGACUGGCAACACGAGUGAAUCUGCAGAUGCUGGAAAUAAAUAAAAACACAAAAUGCUGGCAGAACUCAGCAGGCCAGACAGCAUCUAUGGGAGGAGGUAGUGACGAUGUUUCGGGCCAAAACCCUUCAUCAGGAGUGAAGUAA